AAUGUGGGGCGUGUGCUUGAAAAAAAACCUCAUUCCUGCAACUCUUGCAGCUCCACUGAGGCAGUGUGGAUUAGCAGUCAGAGGACACUGACCACCACCACCACCAUCAUCAUCAUCAUCAGUCAGCAGUUCCUCUCCGUCCCUCCUCCAGACUCCUCCACCCUCUCUCCGUCUCACUCCGUCCCCGUGUCCGUGUCUCCGAACCCGCACAGCCUCUCUGUCUUUCCCCGCACCACACGCAGUCAUGUCCGCAGACGGCUCCGUGGACCUGCUGCAGAUCCCUCUGGGACUCAUCAACAGCGACGGAAAGUAUCUGACGGCGGAGAUGUUCGGCUUCAAAAUCAACGCGUCGGCCAGCAGCCUGAAGAAGAAGCAGACGUGGACCCUGGAGCAGACCGGGGAGGACGGGAGCGCCGUGUUCCUGCUGUCCCACCUGGGCCGAUACCUCGCCACCGAUAAAGACGGCAACGUGACCGCGGACAGCGAGACGCGCGGCCGGGACAGCCGCUUCAUCAUCACGGCGCACGAGGACGGGCGGUGGUCGCUGCAGUCCGAGCCGCACGGCCGGUUCCUCGGCGGGACCGAGGACAGGAUCACCUGCUUCGCCCAGACCGCCUCCCCGGCGGAGAAGUGGAGCGUGCACCUGGCCGUGCAUCCGCAGGUCAACAUCUACAGCAUUGCGCGCAAACGCUUCGCGCACCUGAGCGCCCGUGGGGAGGUGUCGAUAGACCGGGAUGUCCCCUGGGGGGUCGACUCGCUCAUAACGCUGGUCUACCGCGACCAGCGUUACCACCUGGAGACCUCCGACAACCGCUUUCUGCGCAAUGACGGCGGCCUGGCCACCAAAACGGACCAGGACACCGGCUACAUGCUGGAGUUCCGCUCCGGGAAAGUGGCGUUCCGUGACUGCAAUGGGCGGUACCUGGCGCCCGUGGGCCCCACCGGCACGAUGAAAUCUGGGAAGAGCGCACGGGUGGGGAAGGAUGAACUGUUCGGCCUGGAGCGCAGCCACGCGCAGGUCGUACUGACUGCAGGCAACGAGAGAAACGUUUCCACGAGACAAGGCAUGGACUUGUCAGCCAAUCAGGAUGAAGAAGGAGACCAGGAAGUCUUCCAAAUGGAGAUGAGCCGUGAGGACAGGAAGUGUGCCUUCAGAACCGCUGCUGGAAAAUACUGGACCCUGACUCCGACUGGAGGACUACAGUGCACCGCUUCCACCAAGUCGGCUAACAGCUACUUUGAACUGGAGUGGCGUGACGGCCGUGUAUGUGUACGUGCAGCCAAUGGCAAAUACGUGGUGGCAAAGAAGAACGGACAGUUGGCUGCUACUGUGGACAAUGCAGGGGAGGCUGAGCAGUUCCUGAUGAAACUAAUCAACCGUCCAAUCAUCGUCCUUCGAGGGGAGCACGGUUUCAUCGGGGCUCGUAAAGCUGGCAUGGCGACUCUGGACUCCAACCGAGCAUCGUACGAUGUUUUUCAGCUGGAGUUUCACAACGGUGCCUACUCUGUCAAAGACUCCCAGGGUAAAUACUGGUGCAUUGGAGACGAUACGUCAGUGGUCUGCAGCAGCGCCACACCUGUCCAGUUCCAGUUCGAGUUCUGUGACCUCAACAAGAUGACAAUCCGUGCACUUGGAGGGAAGUACCUCAAAGGAGACCACGCAGGGGGGUUAAAGGCCACCGCUGACUCCCUGGACAGCGCCACCCUCUGGGAAUACUGAGACAGCACAGUGGGACCUCAUCCCUCCCAACACAACGCUAAUGGUAGAUACUGUAGGUUUGUUUUUUUAUCAUGUGUGUAUGUAAAUGUGAAUUUGUCUGGAUGGAUGUGUGGUGGUAAGUGAAUCUGAAAAACUGGAAACCAUGGCACCAAAGCAUUAAAGGUGUUUUAUUUGUCAGGAUUCUUCUCUAAUAGUCAUUGUCUCUUCAUACUGGGCUUUUUACUGGAUAUACUGGAUUUAAAGUGACUUGCUGUUUAAUGAUGAAUCUAUGGAAGUGAACUGCUGCAAGGCCUGAAAAAGAAAAAGAAAUUAGAAUAAUUACUGAUAAUGUGAACAGUUACAACAAGAUGAUUUUCACAGUAUAACCAGAUAUUUUCACAUUAUAACUGGAUAUUUUCAUUUUAAAAAUAAAAGUGCAGCACUAAGUUUUCACUCAGAACAAAACAGGUUCUGUUUCAAAAUAAAAGUCCUGCUAUGAAAUAAAGUUGUGUCCACUGAAACAAUUUAAUUUGAAAGGGGUACAGGAAGUGUAAUGUGCACUAGCAGCAUAGCUUUACAAGGCAAACUGGAUUUUCAGGCACCAUUUUGUUAAUUGCCAAUAUCUUCACAUGCACAGAUGGACACCAACAUGAUGAGUUUGUUGUAAUAACCUGAAAGUAUCUUGUUAUAACAUGAAAAAUAUCUAAUCUUUUUUUUUUUUUUUUUUUUUUUUUGGGUCUGUCAGUAAUACACAUCCAUAUGAAUCUCAGUCUGGUUGCACAAUAUUUAACUUACAGUCUCAUUCUCACAAGCUGUACCUGAUAACUGUCAGGACUCUUCCUGUUCUUAGUUGUGCCUCUGUGGUGACUACUGGUGCAAAUGAAUAUGAAUGAUCCUAUAACUCCUCAUUUUCAAUAUGUAACCUGCUCCUGUUCAGUGUCCUGCUGCCUCUAUUAUGCUGCUUUCAUCUCUUGUUCUCUUUCAGACUGAAUUGCAUAUGACACAUCAGAUAAAGGGAUGUUACUGAUUUACACUUUUCUGCUGUAAAUAAUGCUUUCUUUGUCACUGAGUGCUUCAAUAACAUAGUAACCAUGAGAACUUUAAUUGUAAACUUGUGUCAAGGCUCCAAAGACAGAAAUGGUACAUGGCUGGCAGAUCUCACAUGAUUUUUUUUUUCCUUGCCUCUGUUUUUCAAUUCUUAGAUGUGAAGAACAUUUUUAGACAGAAUCUGUAAAUAGACAGAUGCAUCUUUACAGAAAAGUCAGAAGCCUAUUGAGGAGCAUAUCCACAAGAUGAUGGAAAGAACAUGAAGUUGGAAUUGAACGAGCCUUCUUAGUUUGAGUAAAUGGCUUUGUUGAAAAAAAUUAAAAAAAAAAAAAAAAAAAAAGGUUAAAGUGGAAAGUGAUGGGUUGUUAUCACAUGCUACACACUCAAAUGCACAGAAAUAUGCGGCCAUAGAGCAAUGCCAAAAUGUGAAAAGUGUAUGACUUGAAUCUGCACAAGGAUUCAGUGUCCAACUGAAAGAAAUGAAAAGCACAUGUCUGUUGUAAUGAAGUGUCUGCCUUAGAUUGGGUGCUGAGGCUGCUGUGUGAACACAAUGAGAAAACACUUUUCUAUCAUUGUAAUUGGCUGUGCCUUCCAUACAGCAUUUCAGUCUUUUUUCAUGUUCUUUACAUUUUAACUGAGUAAAAGUCAAUAAAGUUUUCUCUCUUCA
Molecule: messenger RNA, 3413 nt
Organism: Sphaeramia orbicularis (orbiculate cardinalfish)
Lineage: Eukaryota; Metazoa; Chordata; Actinopteri; Kurtiformes; Apogonidae
Product: fascin-like
Exons: 5
Coding region: 245-1720 (491 amino acids)
Biological process (GO): actin filament bundle assembly; cell migration; establishment or maintenance of cell polarity
Cellular component (GO): cytoplasm; filopodium; growth cone
Molecular function (GO): protein-macromolecule adaptor activity; actin filament binding
Source: RefSeq, a predicted model, not a curated record